UAAAAAGGUUAUCACUUUGUUCUAAUGAGAUAUGCAAAGUGCAUCAGAAAUGUUAUAACGAAGAAGUUGGCACUGCCUAUUAUAGAUCAAUUAUAAUCUUAAACCAAAUGAUAAGGCAUCGUUUCUUCUGCAGUAAUUAAUAAGUCUGUGAGAGUGUAGUCAGCAACUUAAGAUAGUAUAUUUAAGUUUCUCAUACAAUCCAAAAGUUUAUUGUAGUUCAUAAUAUUAGUAGAUGACAAGGAAGAAGUGCAUUAUCAAAUAUGAGCUUAUAAGGAGGUCAUAUGGGUGUGAUACAGCUAUGAUUUCAUAUUAUUUAUAAUUAUUAAUAUCCAGUAUUGUAAAGAUUAUGGAUAAUAUGGGCCAUACACAAUGAGUACUCCCACAGUUGUCAACUCUAUUCUCACUUUAAAAUGGCUUAGAUUGAGAAAGUUUUGUUUCUUAUUUCAACUUCAAACUGGUUUACAAAUAUAUGGUUUCACAUCUUUUCUGCUGAGCAUAUUAGUAACAGACAUCCUAUCAAUUAGUUUGAUUGAAGAACAAAUGUGUCAAGGAUAUCGUAGUGCCACAGAUCUUCUUCGAUGUUCUACUACAAAACAAAACAUUCUGCAGCAAGCCUGUCUAGCUCUCAUGUCAGCAAUGUUGCUGUGGUAUAAGAAAAGUCCUUGGAUUAUCAUGUGUUGGCUUGGGUGUAAAAUGGUUGUAACCAUCUUAGAAUUUGGUUUCUUGCUGGAAUGGGGCAGAGAAAUUGUCUCUCAGCUUUUCAGUGUUCAUCUGAAUUCUGUUUGGUUUGCUGUUGUUUUAAUAGCUGUGUAUCUCUAUGGCAUUUUGCUUAUAAGCAGCUACUACAGACAACUUAUGGACAACCCAGUAUCACAUGGCUUAUCAUCAACAAAAAAAUCAGACACAUAUAUUGAUAUACCCAUUCCUCCUGAUUUACCUAAUUUGUAAUGUUCUAAUAUGUGUUUUGAAAAAUAUGUAUUAAUAAAUGUACAAACUAACUUGGUUUGUGAAUAAAU
Molecule: messenger RNA, 1016 nt
Organism: Homalodisca vitripennis (glassy-winged sharpshooter)
Lineage: Eukaryota; Metazoa; Arthropoda; Insecta; Hemiptera; Cicadellidae
Exons: 6
Coding region: 370-948 (192 amino acids)
Source: RefSeq, a predicted model, not a curated record